Dicentrarchus labrax (European seabass) is the source of this 2643-nucleotide messenger RNA. RefSeq names its product platelet and endothelial cell adhesion molecule 1a (gene pecam1a). The transcript has 15 exons. Bases 118 to 2439 code for a protein of 773 amino acids. The record is from RefSeq and is a predicted model, not a curated record. Lineage: Eukaryota; Metazoa; Chordata; Actinopteri; Moronidae. Gene Ontology annotation, biological process: cell surface receptor signaling pathway. Gene Ontology annotation, molecular function: transmembrane signaling receptor activity.
CUCUCCACCUCUCCCUUCCUAUGUCCCUCCCCUGUCCUUUCGACUGCCCCUCUGGCGCUCUGUUUCUUCGGCCCUCUGUAUUUUAAUCUUACAGUAGGUGAACCACCAUUACUCAGGAUGGACUCCAGACCCCCCAACCUGCUGCUGCUGCUUCUUACCAGCCUCCUAUACUUCUGGCAAUGUGCCAGAGUACAGGCAUCCUACACUAUAGAUAACGUUGGCCUUACAGUCCAACCUAGCAGCACAGUUGAGAGCGGGACACCGGUGACCCUACGCUGCCAGGUCAGGGUCAGUCAUGACAACAUCCCUCACCUGACACAUACUUUCCAGCUCACACAGGACGACGUUCUUGUCAGCUCCUCUACCACCACAGAAGACUCAGUCGUAUAUAAGCUCAGCCCAGCCAGGGCAGCUGACUCUGGAAGUUAUCAAUGUCGGGUCACUGUCAAGGAAAAGAGCAAAGCCAGCGAGAGCAAAAAGCUCGACGUCACAGGCCUGCAGACCCCCAUUCUGUAUCUGAAUAAGACUACACCCUAUCAGAGUGAGGAGUUCACAGCUACUUGCAGUGCUCCGGGGGAGAAAGGAGCCCUCGUCUUCCAGUUCCACCAGAGAUUUAGAGGAGGAAAUCCUGAGAAGAUAAAGCAAGCAGCGUCCACUGGGAACUCAUCAGAGACCACACUGGUCCUGAGCAGACUUGGAAACAGCAUCCUGUACUGUGACUAUGAAGUCGGUUUGGUUUCUGGGGUCAGACGCUCCAACCGCAGCAACGAGAUUUCAGUGUUAGUCAAAGCACUCCACAUUACCCCGAUCAUGAAUAUAUUGCCUUCCUCAAAUGUGUCUGAGGGUGACAUAAUAGAGGUGGUAUGUAGAGUGGUGAGUGAUCUCAAGAACAUUGAAGUAUUCCUGACGAGGGACAGGAGGAUCCUCAAGCAAGCCUUAGUCAGCCUCAGUCAUCGAUUCACUACAAAAGAAGGAGACUCUGGGGAGCUUGUGUGCAAGGCAGAAUGGGGCAACGUGCAGCAAAAAUCCAAUCAAACAAUUCGUGUCAAAGAAUUGUUUUCAAAGCCACACCUGACUGUGUCGCCCACAGACAUAUUUGAGGGACACACCUUCGAACUGACCUGCUCUGUAUCCAGUUAUGAUCCUCAGAAGAUCGAAAAUGACACCAUGCUGUUCUCCAUCUACAAAGACGGCGUUGAACUUAAGAAUGGAACUAAUUACCAUGCUAGAGCAGGGCCUUCUGCAAAUGGCAACUACAGCUGUAAAGUCAAGGCUCAUUCUCUUGAUUAUCACAAUUUUUCAAAAGACAGCAAAUCAGUUGUUGUUGAAGCAAAAGUUCCUGUUUCAGAGCCCAUGCUGAGCGUGGUGGGGGGUACACUGGUGCUGGAAAAGCCCUUCCAGCUCAUCUGUCACAGUGACAGGGGCACUCUGCCCAUCGUUUACACCCUGUACGCCCCUAAAAGGCCGGCUGAGUCCAGGAAGGUGAGCAAGCCGUGGGAGCAGGCCAUCUUUAACUCCUCAGCCAUCUACAAGAAUUCAGACUUAAAGAAGUUUCUUUGCCACGCGAGAAACAGUUUAAAUGAGCCUCCGAUGACAUCAGGACAGCAGCUGCUAGAUUCUACCAUUAUCAUAGAGCCUGUGUCAAAGCCAGUGUUGAGAGAUGUCUCUGAUGGGCAGGACGUGAACCUUGUCUGCUCUGUUCAGAAAGGCACUCCUCCCAUCACCUUCACCUGGUACCACACAAAGAAAGCAGGCGCUCUUGACUUCCAGACCACCAAGAAACUGGAAGGAUCCUACAGGAUCAGCCAUGUCAAAGGAGAGCACAAAGGAGAAUACUACUGUGAGAGCACCAACCUAGCCAACAAAACCAAAAUGAGUGAUACCAUCAGCAUCGGAGUAAAGCUAGCUGGCUGGAAGAAAGGUCUUAUUGCAGCCUUCUGCAUCCUGGUCAUACUGGCACUGAUCCUUGUUAUCAUCUUUAAAAGACGUCUCCUAGGAUUUAAGAGGAAAACAACUGCCGAGCUGUCAGUGAAGACAGCCAGCACCAAUGUGGAGCGACUGAGCCUCACCCAGGCUGUCAAUGUUACUCCAGGCAUGAUAGGAAAGAGUGUUUGGAGUGAUUACGUAUCAGGCUCUGAGUCUGAUGACCAAUAUAGUGUGACCUCUCCAGGAAAGCCAGAACCUCAGUUCAUUGAGGCGCCGACCAAACAGGCAGAUCCUACGAGCGCUCAGGGCACAGACAACGAAGUGCGGAACUCCAAGCAAGGUGUUCCAGAGCCGGCUGAAAGUCAGGGGUCCGUGGAGUAUGCACAGCUUAAUCGUGAUGUGGCUCACCACAGUAACCAUGGUGACCACAGUGUCCAGGAUGACUACAGUGUCCAGGAUGACCACAUGACAGACAGCAGUGUGGCCAACAACACUGCUGACCAUGGGGAAUGAAAACAUGACCCAGCUCCAGUACCCAACAACAAGAAUAUUUAUUCCCUUAUUUAUCCGGCUCGUUAAUGCAGCUGGACCUUAAACAGCCCUAAGCAAUAAUGUACUUUUUUGUAUUUUUUUUAACGCUUUGCAAGAAACAUCCUACACUGAAAAUCCACUUGCUUCACCUUUGCAGGGCCAAUAAAAAUGUUUUUGUUAAGUGAA